AUGGAGAGAAAGCAGUUACUAGGUUUAGUAUUAUUGGCGACGUGUUUGCAAACUCCCACUGGGGCUCCCCGCGAUGAAAACGAAAAGAAUUUCGCGUUGGUAAGUGCAACGAAAAAUCACUAAUUUUGCCACUAAAAAUCAGCUGAAAAGUUUAAAGAAUAUAACUCAAAGAAAAAAAGAAAAAAAAAACAAAUUUCUUGAAAACAAAUUUAAACCUCCAAUACCUCAUGUUGCUUAUUGUUAUAAAAACUAAAUAAGAAACAAAGCUAGCCUUACUCGCAAAGUUUAUGGUUAUAUCAGCUUUAUUGAACAUUCAUGCUGCCAUUUAUUAUUAUUAUUAUUAUUAUUACUAUUAUUAUUAUUAUCAUUAUUAUUAUUAUUAUUAUCAUUAUUAUUAUUAUUAUUAUCAUUAUUAUUAUUAUUAUUAUCAUUAUUAUUAUUAUUAUUAUUAUCAUUUGUCAGUAUUAUUAUUUUAUCGGUAGGUCAAUUGCUUCAAAGACAACUGUCGUGAAUCAUCCCCGAACGUUUAAACAUGGUUGAUUACUAUACGGUUACAUUAGAUAUUACAUACUGUGCCUCUCUCUAACAAACGAAACGCAUUCAGUUUUAAUGUGUUGCCAGGGCCACAGAGUUUUUUCAAAAGUAGUUUAGCCCUUGUUUAACAAAAUUAACUACGUUCUAAGCCAUGUUCAAUUUGCCAAACGCUGUUAUCGAAACACUAUUUAUCAUGAACAAUUCGAUUUCGAUAAAGCGUAUAUCGUAGACUGCAAAAACACUUAUUAACCCAUUAAGAAAGAGAUCUAGAGGUCCAAUGAUUUCACCGUGGCCUAAUAAGUAAGACUUCGUUUAAAUAUCCGACCCUCAUUGCCUAUUUGUAUCAAUGUCCUUUCGGCCACCCUAAGAAUCAGCGGGAUAGCCAUACAUAAUAUUGCUUAUUGUUUAAUUGGAAUGGGAUCCGGCAACGCCCAACGUAUUUAUGAAGGGACAUUGAUCGCUUAUUCAUAAUUCAUAAGCCAGACCAUAGGGUGAGCCGACUUUAAACACCAAUUCAGCGGGAAGGAGGUAGUUAAGAACAUCCACAACUAACAAGAAGGAACAUCAAAAAUUCAAAUGCCCGCUGGUCGUGGAGGAUGGCAAAGUCUGGCCCUAGCCUCUACUAGAGGCAGGUUUGGACUAGCCCUAAUCUUUUCAUGAGACCGGCUCGUGCAUCAAGAGAUGCAUGCAACAAAAGUGAAAAUCGAAACUGCGGAACAAUGUGAGUUUAAAGACGUUCUUUUUAGCAUUUUUAGGUCGGUAAUUAAGGUACCACAAGGACAGGAGCACAAGGAUUAUAACACUAGUACAGUUUUACUCAGUGAGGAUCUGGUAAAACGUACCUCCAAAAAUGCACAUAUCUUCCGUAAAAAACAAUGAAAUGAAUUAUUUCAUAUACUUCACCAGGACCUGACUUCACAUUAUAUUCCGUAAGUUAUCACCACGACGCCGAUGUUGCUUUAUUUUCAAUUCACCGUGACGCAAAACAUAUUUUUGAUCAUUUUUAACUAGAAAUUUCUCAAACAAUACCAUUACUUGUCACCGCUCAAGGAUGGAAAUCAUAAUCUCAAAGAUGCUCUGAGGAUGUUUCAGCAACAGUCUGAAAUCCCUGAGACAGGUCAUCUGGAUGCUGCUACUAUCAAAGAAAUGUUCAAACCAAGAUGCGGUGUCCCAGAUCUUGAGGAGGAAGAGAACUCAGAAUCUGGUAAAUACAUAAAUGAAACCAGUACAGUAAAGGCGACAAUUUUAGAUGAUCACUCGGCUUUUAGCACUUCAUAUGCUUCUCUUGUGGUCUGUGCCGGUUUGUUUCUUUGUUUGCCCGUUUUUAUUUUUGCCAAACAUGACUGACAGAGAAUGUGGUAUAUUUAUGGCUUUUGCCUAAGAAUGCCAUAGAAUUAUUUUUUCUAUUGAGCCUUUUCUUUUAUUAUCUUGAAGCAUUAUAAAGACAGUCCACUCCUUCACUUUUUUAGUGAAUAGAGACCUCAAGAUACACCGUUUCCGUGUACAGCUAGGCGGGUACGGGUGAAUAAGCCGUUCACAUAGCCGUAAAUACGGUUAGAUUGCCUCUUACGCGGGAGAAGCGGCUACCGGUUAGAGUCAGGGGCACCCAACGGGAAUAUAGUUCAAAACCACUUAAAACAUAGUAUUGUUAGAUUAUUUUAGCAGUUAAACGGUAGAUAUAGGCAUAUUUUUAUCCCCUAAAAAAUUUUCAUCUGUUCGGAUUUCCUAGCUGAAAGUCUAGUGAUCCGAGAAUUAUAGGGAUCAAAACUUACCUUUUCGAAAAUUUCAGCUAGGAAAAAGGCUCCCGAAAAUUCUAGGCGCUCUUUUAAGGGUAAAACAUGGGUUAAAAAUUGGCAAUUAUACCAUUUUUUAGAUGUUCGAGAAUCCUAGGAGAGGCAGGCAAGCUACAAAAUUUUACAACAAAUGUUCCGAAAAUUCUAGAUCUCAAAUCGUCUUCCGAACGUGCUUCAGCUGUCAAAGUAAACAACUUUCAAGAUGCUGCAUAAAUUUUACCAGAAACUCAUAAGGGGUUGAAACGUGUAGCUCUCAUAUGUUUGCUUUGUCCGAUGCUUGUGAUUAUUCAUUUUCGAAAGUACCAUAUUUUGAACGAGAAGAAGAGAUAACUGACCAAUCAAACUUCGUAAACAACGUGACGUAAUUUUACUUCAGGUUCCCGCGCCCGCUUAAAAAAAUGGCCGACAAACCGGGGAAAAACUCCCUAAUAAAAGCCGAGAAAGCUUUCAAAGGUUGAAACCGGGAAUCUUACCGAAACACUGAGCAGGAUAUUAUUGCCUUACCACCCUGGCCAAACGUAACAUUAUGAAACCUAUUGACGUCCUCGCAACAACUUGAAGUUGUCACUUCAAAAAACGAUGCCUCGUUGACCCUCUGCACAAUAAACUUAUGCUGCAAAUAGGCUUUUAAAAUUCUUAUAUUAAAAGUCUAGAAUAAACAGUAAAAAAUAUUUUCGAAUAAAAUUCAUUAGCUGCGUAUCGAAAAGUGUCCAAAACCUGAACCUGACAUCUUCGCAAAAAGUGAUGCAUGUAAUGAAUGUGAGAAGCAUUUAAGCUCAAGUUAAAUUUAGCAUGGAUGUUGUAGUGACGAUCGUGUUUUAAGCUAAUUUUAUGAACGAACAAACUCAAACCAAUAGAUAGAGAAGCCGUUCUUGAAAAUUUUUAUUAUUUUUGUAUUCCACAAAUCAGUUAACUUAAGGGCACAUUCAUGUGACUUUUGAGGGAAAAGCUAAGUGAUUUUGGAGUGAAACAAAUUUUGUAUCGAGUUGAUAUAGCCUUAUAUGUACACCCAAAAAAUAGUCUUCGGUCACAUUUAAGAGCAAUGAUGGCUCUUGAUCACAGUAGAUAAGGCGUGGAAAACAAAUUCUUGGAAAACAAAUCAAACCGAAUUUUUUGCGUUCGACAAGUUUACAAAUUCUUUCCAAUGAAUCUGGGUGCGUGCAAACCAAUCUUUUUUUUUAUACACCACAUCUGAGGAGAAAGAGUAUUAUGAGGCGCUGUUUUUAUCAUACAUACCUCGUACAAAAUGCAGUAUUUCACAAUUUUUCAAGACAAAUUGCAUUCAUUCAAUAUUCAGGACCAUCGAAGCACGUGUGGACUUUUAAUUAGCGAAACCGUUCAAAAAAUUUCCAAAAUCACCUAUACGGCCAGCCGGUUCUAACUUUUGACAAGCGCCAAAUUUGCCAAGAAAUUUUAAAAGAGUUACGCUUCAACGUGAUAAAGAAUUUAUUGAGUCUGUUUUUUAUUAACGGUUUUAUAACGAUGUGUAGUCUUAAAAAGCGUUUGAUACGCUUGACAUUUUGAAUACUCCUGCAAGCGAUGUUUAUGAGCGGCUUAAAACAAACGGCAAAGCGAUGAAAAUUACACUUUUGAGACUACAAAAAAUCAAUAAAGAAAAAUAAUUCGAUAGAACAUUUACAGAGACAACAAUUUUCAUUCAAGAAAACAAAUGAGUAUUUAAGUGUAUCUAAGAAUCCUCAAGUCUUUACUAGUAAGCUUAAAGUUUAUGUUUUAGGCCGCCGGUUUCCCGGUGUUGGCUGUUUUCAAAGAUGAACUCACGACAAGAAAAUCGUUCAAAGCUUUCCUUCUACAGCCAAAAUUAUAACUAAAUAUCCUUCGGAAACUUUUUUCUUUCUAUUUACGGUGAAUUAAUAGCGGUGCUCUCCUUGCGCGCGCGAAGCGUGCGCGUGGGCGGAGCCCCAUAGCUAAGUAAAUCUACCCAUCCCAGAAAAUUUGGUAAUCACAUGACCGUACACCGACCGCUGACCGCCGACCGCCGACCGCCGACCGUCCGUCCGCAUCACAGGAAAACCAAUGUUUACUCUCACACUUUUAGCUAGUUUGAGAGCCCAAGAGAAAACUAAUUGCACAUCAAUGUUGUGAUCAAUUGACAGGUGUCAAAACAGGGCAUCCGCUGACCAGUAUCACCUGACCGUACCGCGGGCUCAAGUGUGGACCCAUCGAGGUCGAAUAUUUUUUGAAGUUAUCCGCUGAUAAAUUACCAGUUCAAAUGAUCGCAGGCUCAAGUUUAUUUUUUCCAAGGAUUUAUAUCAAAUAUGUUGUGUUUAUGUCACUAUGGCCCCGCAUUAUGAGGAUUUUGAUUUCAAGCUGGCCUCGGAAGCGAAAAUUCCACCAGUUUUUUAAAAGUACAGGCGAGGAAGACCUUAUCUUACCAUGGUCACGCUCUACGUCCAAUUUUUAUACUCUGAUUGGUCAAAAUUUGACAGGUGAGUUCAUGCGGACAAAUUAUGCAGCAUCUUGAAAGUUGUUUACUUUGACAGCUGAAGCUGACAGAAUUUUGUGUCAACUUGUGAUUUUUUUAACUGUCUUUUUCCUCUGGAUGUACAAGAUGAAAUACAGUUGCUAUCGAGAGUCUUCUGUUAUUCAUGGCUGGUUUGUUUAUUGGGUUUUUGGUUGAGAAAUGCGUCGCUUGUCAAAAUUCGGUAAUUCGUUUUUGGAUGGCAUCGUUUUCGUUUUUCACCUUGCUUAAUGCGUAAGAGGGUUUAAAAGUCUCAAGCAACUGUGGCCUUCCUUGAUAGCUUUCAGGAACUGAAUCUCGAAUGGUAAGCCUGAGUAAUUAUUGUAUUUGAUAUUUGUUAUUGUUAUAUCUAAUUUCAUGAAGUCUUGCACGGUUCACGCUGACAGUUUAUGCGGUCAGUUUAUGCACGUUUGUAGGAUUUGAGUCAAUGAUCUGACCUAGGCAUCAGGUUUGAUAUAAGCUUACAGAACUUUAAAAAGCCUUCAGAUAUAUUUGCUCACCACAAAUAUAAAGAAAACGUUCCAAAGAAUAUUUAGUUAUAAAUUUGGCUGUAGAAAGAAAACUUUGAGCGAUUUUCUUGCUUCGAGGAGUUCACCUUCGAAACCGCGCCGGGAAGCCGGCUUAAGAUUUACGCUUAAAGACUCAGGAUUUUUAGAGACACUUUAUACUUGUCUUCGUGAAUGAAAAUUGUUGUCUCUGUAAAUGUUUCACCGAAUUAUAUUUCUUUUUUUGAUUGUUAGUAGUCUCUCUUGCAAUUUUAAUCGCUUGUCCGUGCCAUUUGUUUUCAUCGUUCAUGAACAUCGCUUGCAGGAGUACUAAAAAAUGUCGCGCGUAUCAAACGCUUUAUAAGAUUUCACAUCGUUAUAACUGAAACCAUUAAAUAACCAAAAAAUAAUAAUAAUAAAUUCGCUAUUAUGUUGAAGCGUAACUCUAUUAAAGUUCAUUCAAACACUCGACCACACUGAGAGCUCGCACUAUAGAAACGAGAACCAGCUGGCCGCAUGGGUGAUUUUGGAAAUUUUUGAACGGUUUCGCUUAAAGCCCACGAUUGAUCGUCCUGAAUAUUGACUGAGUGCAAUUUGUCUUGAAAAAUUGUGAAAUACCGUAUUCUGUCCGAGGUCUGUAUGAUAAAUAGUACUGUUGCACAUCAAAUAUGAUGUAUAAAAAUUAUAAAAGGUUGGUUUAAACACCCCCAGAUUUGUUGGCAAGAAUUUGUAAAGUAAACCUGUCGAACGCAAAAAAAUUCGGCGUGACUUGUUUUCGAGGCCUAAUCUACUGUGAUCUUGAAAGUGAUCGAAGAUGUUUGCUAUUUUUUGGGUGUACAUAUAAGGUUAUCAAUUCAAUGUAAGAUGUUUCACUCUAAAAUAACUUAGCCUUUCCGUCAAAAGUCACAUGAAUGUGCCCUUAAGUUAAAUGAUUUUUGGAUUGAAAGUUAAUUGUUUGAUUUAAAUUAUACAUUUAUUAAAAUUGGAGCUUCGCUUUUAGCCCUGGCUAAAUCUAUAUAUUAUCGACUAAAGGCUUUUUAAAGUUCUGUAAGCUUAACCUUAUAUCAAACCUCAUACGAGGUCAGAUCAGUGUCUCAGUCAAAUCUUAUACAAACGUGCAUAAACUAGCUUCAUAAACUGCGCCGCUGGACUUCAUGAAAUAAGAUUUAAAUACAAUAAUUACUCAGGCUUACCAUAUUUCGAGAUGCAGCUCCUGAAAGCAAUCAAGUAAGGCAAGGGUCGCUUGAGCCUUUAUAAUUCUCGUACGCACCCAGCAAGGUGAAAAACAAAAACGAUGCCAUCUGAAAUCGGAUUAUCGCCUUUGACAAGCGACACAUUUUUCAACCAAAAACCCAAUAAAAAAAACCAGCCAUGAAUAAGAGAACACUCUUGAUAGCAGCUGUAUUUCAUUUUGUAUAUCCAGUGGAAAAAGACAGUUAAAAACAUCACAAGUUGACUCAAAACUCUGUCAGCUUCAGCUGUCAAAGUAAACAACUUUCAAGAUGCUGCAUAAAUUUUACCAGAAACUCAUAAGGGGUUGAAACGUGUAGCUCUCAUAUGUUUGCUUUGUCCGAUGCUUGUGAUUAUUCAUUUUCGAAAGUACCAUAUUUGGAACGAGAAGAAGAGAUAACUGACCAAUCAAACUUCGUAAACAACGUGACGUAAUUUUACUUCAGGUUCCCGCGCCCGCUUAAAAAAAUGGCCGACAAACGGGGAAAAACUCCCUAAUAAAAGCCGAGAAAGCUUUCAAAGGUUGAAACCGGGAAUCUUACCGAAACACUGAGCAGGAUAUUAUUGCCUUACCACCCUGGCCAAACGUAACAUUAUGAAACCUAUUGACGUCCUCGCAACAACUUGAAGUUGUCACUUCAAAAAACGAUGCCUCGUUGACCCUCUGCACAAUAAACUUAUGCUGCAAAUAGGCUUUUAAAAUUCUUAUAUUAAAAGUCUAGAAUAAACAGUAAAAAAUAUUUUCGAAUAAAAUUCAUUAGCUGCGUAUCGAAAAGUGUCCAAAACCUGAACCUGACAUCUUCGCAAAAAGUGAUGCAUGUAAUGAAUGUGAGAAGCAUUUAAGCUCAAGUUAAAUUUAGCAUGGAUGUUGUAGUGACGAUCGUGUUUUAAGCUAAUUUUAUGAAUGAACAAACUCAAACCAAUAGAUAGAGAAGCCGUUCUUGAAAAAUUUUUAUUCGAAGUCCAAAAAGUUAAUCCUUUAAAUCAAUUCGUAAAACACUAUCUGGAUCGUGGAUCCGUUCACGCAAGUGAAAUCGGCUGAGCACAUGGCAAAAUUCAACACAAAAUCCAUCUCAAAUGCGGAUAAUCGGGGCACAUUUUGUAAUUUUUCUCUUAAGCGCCGAAAUGAAGACUUUAUAAAACGUCUAUGAAACAGUUAAAAAUACAUAAAUUCUCUUUCAAAAACGUAAUUGUCUUGGCCAUAGAGUGCAAAAUGUACCUGAAAAACUACACUGCCUUGGUUGCAUUUCAAAACAGACCAUGCGCUCCGUCGUGAAGAAAACAAAAGGUUGAAUUCCUCGAAGGACGAUUUCUUGAUAAAACGCUUCCCUUCCUCCACAAGAAGUAAGCUGAGCAUUCUUUGGAUCUUUCUCUUUCCAUUUUUUGUCUUUUAACGGUGUAUUUUUAAACUUGAAAUGCAGAACUUUUGUCUUAAAACAUCUGCAUGGUGACCGCGAGGCAACCAUUUUGUUGAAAAUGGAUAUCUGUCACUAAGGUUUCCAAAUAUGGUAAAAGUGAAUAUUCACGACCAUUGGACGCGAGUUACGCGUGUCAACCCCUUAUGAGUUUUUGGUUUUACGCAGAACUCACCUGUUAGAUUUUAACCAAUCUGGGCCCAGUUGUUCGAAGGCCGAUUGGCGCUAACCCAGGGUUAAAUUUUAAACCAGGUUUCUUUUUCUUUUGUUCAAAAGCAUUUUCCCGGAUAACUUUCUCUCUUCUUUUUACAGCAUCCAAUCAUCAAUUGCAGGCAAAAAGAAUACAACUGAAUUUGCUUCUCAAGCUUUCAUGUAUGAAAUCAAAUUUCGCACUAACCCUGGCUUAACUUAACCCUGCUUUGAACAACCCGGCCCAGAGCAUAAAAAAUUGGACGUGGAGCUUGACCAACACGUGACGGUGGUAGGAAAAGGUCUUCCCCGCCUGUAUUUUAAAAAACUGGCUGAAUUUUUGCGUCUUAGGUCAGUUUAAGAUCAAAAUCGUAAUAGUGCGGGGCGAUAUUAGGGACCUUAAGCAUCGACAACGAAAUACACGACGACGACGUUUGUGACCCAAGGAGGAUUGGGUCGAGGCUUUCGUUCUCAGCGGGAAAAACGAAAGUUAAGCAGUGUGUUGUUUUUAGGAGACGACGAUUUUUGGUUGUCUGACAAGUAGCUCUAGCUAUGGCUUUCAAAAACGUCCGAAAUCUGCUUCUAAUUAAUCACAACGAUGGCUUUAUCAAUGAUGAUGAAUUUGUUGUUCUGUACGACCUCUAUGCAUCGAAAAACCUCGACUUUCCGUACGAUUCGUACGCACCUUUUGACCUGGAAGAGCUUGAUGAGUCUGAGAGUUUUGCAGAGUUUCGCUUUGGAAAACGAGAUAUACGAAUUCUGAAGGAAGUUUUGCUAAUCCCUGACACGAUUACCUGCAGUCAGCGCUCUGUUUGUGAUGGACUAGAAGGUCUCUGCAUGCUGCUAAAAGCGGCUUUCUUACCCAUGCAGAUAUGGAGACAUGGUCCAUAGAUUCGCUAAACCUGUUCCAGUUCUUAGCAUGAUCACCAAUCAAAUGAUUGACUUCGUGUAUAAUGUUCACGGGAACAGAGUACUAAACUGGAAUCAUGAGGUCCUUAGUCCUGUCAACCUGCAGACUUAUGUUGAUGCUGUGACAGCCAGGGGAGCCCCACUGCCCAAUUGUUUUGGGUUUAUUGACGGUACCGUUAGGCCUAUAUCAAGACCUGGAGAACAUCAGCGACUUCUUUACAAUGGGCAUAAAAGGGUUCAUGCCCUGAAAUUUCAAAGCAUUGCUUUGCCAAAUGGCUUGAUCGGGAAUCUAUAUGGCCCAGUUGGUAAGUUACAAAACAGUACAGGCCACCAGCUUUAAAGCAGGGAUGCGACCAAAUGUUUAUUUUUGUAGGCCUUGCACUUAUUUUAAAAAAGGGAAAAUAUUGAAAAAAAAAUGAAACAUUUUUCAAGGCUAUAGGACAGGCUAAAUUUAUUGAUUUUCUUAUUCAAUAAUGAUUACCUAGGUGAGAUCACUUCAACAGUUUAUUGGGAGCAAAGCCAGAGGGAAGAGGGGACUGUCCCCCCUCCCCCCCCUUGAAAUAAAUAUAAACUCAAGAUGAAAUUAGGAAAAAGUUUCUGAAGUACUCAUAUAAUCAACAGCUUAUGUAACCCAAUUGUCAGCAACCUUUACUCUUACACUGAUACCUACCAUCACCUACCUAUUUUUAGAAGGAAGAAAACAUGAUGCAGGAAUGCUUGCUGAUUCACAGCCACUACACGACCUUCAUCAGUUUGCCUACAAUCCAGCUGGCCAGGCAGUCUGUGUUUAUGGUGACCCUGCCUACCCCCUUAGAGUGCAGAUGCAAGGACCCUUUAGAUAUGGUGUAUUGACAUCACAAAUGCAGCAGUACAAUACAGAGAUGAGUGCUGUUAGAAGUUCUGUUGAAUGGCUGUUCGGAGAUGUAAUCAACUCGUUUAAGUUUAAUGACUUUAAAAAAGAUCUGAAGCUUUUCCUCAACAGUGUUUGAAAGAUCUAUGUUGUUUCUGUCAUACUGCAUAAUGCAAUGACAUGCUUGUGUGGUAACAUGACCUCAGAAUUUUUUGACCUUAGGCCACCUACUCUUGACACAUACUUUGGCUAGGAAACCACACUAUUGCCCAGUUUACAAUGCCUUUGAUAAAAUAUGUAUCAAAACCUUAUAACUGCAGUUAACCAUGGUAGAUAUUUGUAUGCUGAUAAGUUAAAGACUAUUUCGCACACCAUUGAACUUUUUUAAAGAGAAAAUGAAUAAUAAUAAAAUUAAGCACAAUUUUAUUUCUAAAAGUUUUCUAAUUUUCAAGAAAUGUUAUUGUAACUAUUGAUUUAUUUCCCAACUUUAUUUUCCAUUUUUCAGAAAACUGUGGUUAAUUAACUUAAAUUAAUUUUAUAAAUAGAAAUAAAAGAGAUUUAUCAAAAAAAAUUAAGCACAACAUUGCAGAGUCAGGCUAUUUUUUUGGAAUUCCUUUAUCAAACAUUUUACAAAUAUAGGAGCCCAAGGGCCUGUUUGUUGGAGGUUGGGCUGGCACUAACCCGGGAUGUUUACCGUGGUGACUUAAUGAAUUUUUACAGAGUCAACCCUGGGUGAAAGCUACCCCAAUCUAACAUGACUGAAUGAAGAUACCCAUGCUUCUUUUAGAGAUUUUGCCUUGAUGAUGCUCGAAAUUGGGUCAAUUUCUAGAGUGGACUCACUAAAUGUAAGAAAUACUAUGAGCUAAUUACAGGGAGAUCAGGAGUGCAUAUCGAUCUCUCACUGCCCUUGCUGUAACCCUGAAUUCUGGAGUCUUCAGAGAAUUCAAAUAGGCUGCGAAGCUUUCCCAUACUUUCCCUCUCUCGGUGCUUUUCGGUUUAAAAUUGUAAGGUUCGCUCGUUACAGCUUCGCGAAGGAUCAAGACAUCAUGGUCUUCCGUCCAAACAAAAUACCUGGACUUACUCGCUGUCAAAAGAACACGAAAAUAUAUAUUUUUAAAGCAAAACUAAAGAUUUAUAUCUUGAGGUGCAACUUAAAAUUAGCACAAUGACAUGCAGGUCUAAAAUAAGAAGAACAUGACUUCAAAUAUCCCAAAAUUCUCCUUAAAGAGAUCAGUACAGAAAAACUUACAUUCCUUUUGAACGAGUUCUUGCUCGGCUGUAGAAAUGUGGCCGGCCAUGGCUUUGGAUGCUUCUGAAAGAAAGUCAUUUUAGUCUGUUAAAAAUAGCUAAACUGUUAAACAUUUGACUUCCGCUGGUCCGCAAAUAAUACAUCAAACAAUCAUUAUAACAAAAGGUGGAAACAGAUGAUUAUCAGCAUGAAAAAGUUUAGUUGUUUACUUACGUUUUCACCAGAGCGAAAAUUUGCUCAGAUUCAGUCGUCGACGAAGGCUGGACGACGUUUUGACAACCUAACGCAUGCCCAGAAGGUUCGCGCGGGAAAAUUUCUCUUCCGGUCGGCGUCGUCGUCCCAUUUCGUCGCGGAUGCUUAAGGUCCCUAAUGACAUAAAGACAAGAUGUUUGUUGUGAAUUUAAAACAAAAGUAAACGUGAGCCUGCGAUUAUUUGAAAACGAGUAAAUUGUCAGCGGAUAACUUCAAAAAAUACUCGACCUUGAUGGUAGGUACGUGGUGUAAGCAUCAUAUAAUGGUUCCCCGUUAGUUACUAGAAGCAGUGUGCAUAAUCCUACAAUAUAUAGAUUUAGCCAGGGCUAAAAGCUAAGCUCCUUCUAACUCGAAUUUAUGAUUUAAAUCAAACAAUUGUAAACUUGUAUAUCCACAAAUCAGUUAACUUUAGAGCACAUUCAUGUGACUUUUGACGGAAAGGCUAAGUAAUUUUAGAGAAAAAUAAUUUGCAAACAGUCCAAGCUAAGAGUGAAAUUAAUCUUACAUCGACUUGAUAACCUUAUAUGUACACCUAAAAAAUAGCAUAGCCAUAAUGGUUCUUGAUACAUUAGGAAAACAAAUCAGGUCGAAUUUUUUGCGUUCGAUAAGUUUACUUUACAAAAUCUUGCCAACAAGUCUGGGGACGUGUAAACCAACCUUUUAUAUUUUUUAUACAUCACAUCUGAGGUGAAAUAGUACCAUGAGGCGCUAUUUUUAUCAUACAGACCUCGGACAGAAUGCAGUAUUUCACAAUUUUGCAAUACAAAUUGCACUCAUUCAAUAUUCAGGACGAUCGAAACACGCGUUAACGAAACGGUUAAAAAAAUUUCCAAAAUCACCUAUACGGCGCGCCGGUUCUCACUUUUGACAAGCGCUAAAGUUGACUGUUUAAAUUAAGAUUAACACAGUUAUACGCUUCAACAUAAUGGCUUUAUAACGAUGUGUAAUCUUCAAAAGCGUUUGAUACGCGCGGCAUUUUGACUACUCCUGCAAGCUGUGUUCAUGAGCGACUGAGAACAAACGGCACAACAGCGAUGAAAAUUGCAAAAGAGACUACUAACAAUCAAUAAAAGGAAAAUAAGUCGGUGAAACAUAUACAGAGACAACAAUUUUCAUUCACGAAGACAAGUAUUAAAGUGUCUCUGAAAAUCCUUGUUUAUGUUUUAAGCCGGCUUCCCGAUGUUUGCGUUUUUCAAAGAUGAACUCCAGGCAAGAAAAUCGCUCAAAGCUUUCUUUUACACCCAAAAUUAUAACUAAAUAUUCCUUGGAACGUUUUCUUUCUAUUUGCGGUGAGAAAAUGUCUGAAGGCUUUUUAAAGUUCUAUAAGCUUAUAAUCAAACCUGACACUCGAUCAGAUCAUUGUCUCAAAUCUUACAAACGUGCAUAAACUAAAUAGCCCCAUAAACUACACUCGACUUCAUUGAAUUAGAUAUAAAAAACAAACAUCAAAUAAAGUAAUUACUCAGGCUUACCAUUGGAGAUGCACUGAAAACUAUCAAGUAAGGCCAAAAUCGCUUCAGACUUGCCAACCCUCUUACGCAUCAACCAAGGUGAAAAACGAAAACGAUGCCAUCCGAAAUCGGAUUUCCGACUUUGACAAGCGACGUAUUUCUCAAUCAAAAACCCGAUAAACAAACUAGCCAUGAAUAGCAGAAGACUGUUGAUAGCAGCUGAAUUUAAUUUUGUACAUUGUUCAGUGGAAAAAGACAGUUAAAAACAUCACAAGUUGACACAACACUCUGUCUUCUUCAGCUGUCAAAGUAAACAAGUUUCAAGAUCCUGCAUAAAUUUUCCGCAUGAACUCACCUGUCAAAUUUUGACCAAUCAGAGCAAAAAAAUUGGACGUAGAGCGUGACCAACGCGUGACCUUGGUGAGAAAAGUCAAAAGCAACUGGCAUGUCUUCCCUGCCUGUUAAAACUGGCUGAAUCUUAGCUUCCGAGGUUAGUUUGAAAUCAAAAUUUUAAUUGUUCGGCACAUAUAAAACACAAGAUAUUUCAUAUGAAUUGAAAUAAUUAAACUUGAGCCUGCAAUCAUUUGAAAACUAGUAACUUGUCAGCGGAUAACUUCAAAAAAUACUCGACCUCGAUGGAUCGACACCUGAGCCCGCGAUAUGGUCAUGUGAUACUGGUCAGCGGGGCCUUGUUUUGAUAGCUGUCAAUUGAUCACAACAUUGAUGUGCAAUAUGUGUGCAAUAUCAGUCUUCCUGUGCUCCCAAACUAGCUAGAAAGUGUGGGAUUGAACAUUGGUUUCCCUGUGGUGCGGACGGACGGGCUGCGGGCGGGCGCGCGGUGUACGGUCACGUGAUUACCAAAUUUUCUGGGAUGGGUAGAUUUACUUACCCAUGGUGCUCCGCAGGCACGCUUCGCGCGCCAGAGCUCCGCUAUAAUCCUACAUAGCCCUACAUAACCAUACACGGCCAUACAUAGCCCUACAAAGCAAUACAUAGCCAUACAAAGCCCUACAUAGCACUACAUAGCAAUACAUAGCCAUACACAGCCCUACAUAGACCUACAUAGCCCUACAUAGCCAUACUUAGCCCUACAUAGCCCUACAUAGCCCUACAUAGCCCUACAUAGCCAUACAUAGCCCUACAUAGCCCUACAUAGCCAUACAUAGCCCUACACAGCCCUACAUAGCCCUACAUAGCCCUACACAGCCCUACAUAGCCCUAUAAAGCCAUACAUAGACCUACAUAGCCCUACAUAGCCAUACAUAGCCCUACACAGCCAUACAUAGCCCUACAUACCCCUACAUAGCCAUACAUAGACCUGCAUAGCCCUACCUAGCCAUACAUAGCCCUUCACAGCCUCUUAUAGCCCUACAUAGCCCUACACAGCCCUACAUAGCCCUACACAGCCCUACAUAGCACUACAUAGCCAUACAUAGACCUACAUAGCCCUACAUAGCCAUACAUAGCCCUACACAGCCAUACAUAGCCCUAAAUACCCCUACAUAGCCAUACAUAGACCUGCAUAGCCCUACAUAGCCAUACAUAGCCCUUUACAGCCAUAUACAGCCCUACAUAGACCUACAUAGCCCUACAUAGCCAUACACAGCUAUACAUAGCCCUACAUAGCAAUAUAUAGCCUUACAUAGCCAUACAUAGCCCUACAUAGCCCUACAUAGCUCUACAUAGCCAUACAUAGCCAUUCAUAGCCAUAUAUAACCAUACAUAGCCCUACAUAGCCAUACAUAGCCUUACAUAGCCCUACAUAGCCAUACAUUGCCCUACCUAGCCAUACAUAGCCAUGCAUAGCCCUGCAUAGCCCUACAUAGCCCUACAUAGCCCUACAUAGCCAUACAUAGCCCUACAUAGCCAUACAUACACCAACAUAGCCCUACAAAGCCAUACAUAGCAAUACACAGCCAUACAUAGCCCUACAUACACCUACAAAGCCCUACAUAGCCAUACACAGCCAAACAAAGCCAUACAUAGACCUCAAAAGCCCUGCAAAGCCCUACAUAACCAUACAUAGCCAUACACAGGCAUACACAGCCCUACAUAGUCAUACAUAGCCCUACAUAGCCAUACAAAGACCUACAUAGCCCUACAUAGCCAUACAUAGCCCUAGAGAGCCAUACAUAGCCCUACAUAGACCUACAUAGCCCUACAUAGCCAUACACAGCCAUACAUAGCCUUGCAUAGACCUGCAUAACCUUACAUAGCCCUAAAUAGCCCUAUAUUGCCAUACACAGGCAUGCAUAGCCCUACAUAGCCAAACAUAGCCCUACACAGCCCUACAUAGCCCUACACAGCCAUACAUAGCCCUACAUAGCCAUACAUAGCCACACAUAACCAUACAUAGCCCUACAUAGCCUAACAUAGCCAUACAUAGCUCUACAUAGCCCUACAUAGCUCUACAUAGCCAUACAUAGCCAUUCAUAGUCAUACAUAACCAUACAUAGCCCUACAUAGCCCUACAUGGACCUACAUAACCAUACACAGCCACACACAGCCCUACAUACACUACAUACUACAUAUACAUUGCCCUACAUAGCCAUACACAGGUCGUGAUUACAACAUUUUCUGAGAUAGGUAGAUUUCCUUAGCUUUGGGGCUCCGCCCACGCUCGCGUUUCGCGCGCGCGUGGAGCUCCGCUAUUAUAUAUAUAUUUUUUAUUAUAUAGACACGAUUGUUUUACUGGCCAUAUACCACUCGUAAAAUUCAUAAAAACUACAUCCGGGACACGAGUGGUUUAUUUUCCAUCUCACACGUGAGUUUAUCGAUGACGUAAUUUCAGUCAUUUCCCUCUAUUAUUUUACUGGCCUCUUUUUGUCUAUAUAAUAAAAUGAACAUUACACGGCGGCAUGAAGAUAGGAAUUUUAUUUUCUCGUGGCAAAAACAAUAUUUUACUAACUCGCUACGCUCGUUUGUUAAAUAUUGUUUUGCCACUCGAAAAUAAAAUUCAUAUCUUCGCGCCACCGUGUAAUAUCCUCUAUAUAGUCGCCAAUUAAAUGGGUGCAAACAUAGUCUAUAUAUAUUAUAUAUAGACUAUGUUUGCUCGCGAAGCGCGAGCGUGGGCGGAGCCCCAUGGCUAAGGAACACAGUGACUUUCAAACAUGAUGUUUUAGGAAGAGUUAAACGGUUUUCCGUUUCUGGGGACAAAUGGAAAAAAAGGAAUCUCACAUACAGCUUCCAUAACUAUGCCUCAAAUGGAGUCCUGAAUUCAACACAGCAGCGCAAAAUUGUGAGAGAGGCCUUUACACGGUGGGAAGAGAUCGGUCCUUUGUCCUUUGAAGAUGUUACAGAUAACGCUUCCCUCAGUAAUUCCUCCGAUAUCACAUUGUCGUAAGUUGACCUUUAUCUGGUUCAAUAAUUUUUUAGCAUACCCACAGAUUAUAUAACUUCUAUUUCUUUAUUCGCAGAGGACGAGGAUUACUACGUGGAAACGUUUUACUUCCUUUUUUCCGCAUAGGCAAACCUCUUUUUUUUCUCCUUUUAGCGUCGUCCGACCGACCCAAAUCUUUGGCAUUUUCAAAAAAAAAAAAUAGUAACGACAUAGUUAAACCAUUUUUCACUUGGAAUAACUAUUUUAAUCUAUCUUAAAAAAGGAUCUUAGUAACAUCAUAGAGAAAAACAGGAACAUUUUUUUACAGCAAAUUGUACAUUUUGUUAAUCCAAUUAUGUAAAAGUUAACUUUUAACAUCGUCCCAGGGUACCAGGGCCUCCUAUUCCAAGACUUCUUGUGAUUUUAUUUUAACUUUUUUUUCUUUUCGAUCCGACCCACCGACCCAAUAUCUGGAAAUGCAUUCGACGCUAAACGAAAAAAAGAAAAAAAGAAAAAAAGAGGGAGUGGCCAUAUCCUCAAAAAAAUAAACACACCAGAAAGCUUCUUUGUGCAUUUUUUCACCAGAGAAGUAAACACAGUUAAUAUUUUUUAUUGAAGAAGAAUGAUGAUAAAUGGUAAAACUUAUAUAACAUAACUUGUCAAAGCCACAACGACAUUCUCGCUGUGUGAUAGAAUGACGACGGCUAUAACGUUUUCCCGCCAAAAUUGACGCUGGUUCACGUGCACGACUCUGUAAAAAAAAUCUCGUCCUCGCAAUCGGCCCGUCAUUAAAAAAGGUCUCUUUUAUCUAGAUUAAAUUUUCAUACUGUAGGUUUUUUGCCGGUCAUCACAGUCCAUGUUCACAUGGUUUCGAUGGCGUGAAUGGAGUAUUGGCUCAUGCAUUUUUUCCUGAAUUUGGAGACGUGCACUUUGAUGACGACGAGACCUUUACUGAUGGAGUUUCAACUGGGAAAAAUCUUUUCUCUGUUGCUCUUCAUGAGAUUGGCCAUCUUCUAGGGUUAAAGCAUUCCGCUAAGUCUGACGCCAUUAUGCAUGCAACAUACAAGCCCUAUAACCAAAAUAUGAAUCUCACGGACGACGAGAGACUUGGCAUCAACUUCAUUUAUGGUAAGUAACGACAGGUUGAUUUCACGCCAGCAUCAUCAUAGUGUCAUAAUUUUGUUUGAAACUUUCACAAUGAAAAUGUGUCACGUUGUCACGGCUGCGGAACACAUAUUCCACAGUCUCGUACACUAGGCUGGCAUUGAACCGAUGCGUCCCCUCUAUAAUACAAAGAGUACUUUAUGUAAAGGGAUUAAAAAAAACAACAACAACAUGAAAAAACAAACAAACAAAUAGGCUUAAUGUGGUAUAUGAACAAACACGAUUCAAACCUUUGCCCGGAUCUAGUGGAGAAUCGUCCUUGUUACAGGCCAUGGUGUAAGUUCGGCUGGUUUGAUAUGAAAUUGAGUGAACAGCUAACUUAUUAAACAUGACAACAGAUCACAGCGAGUGAGCUUGUUGUUCCUAAAAGAAACUCGUUUCAGAGUUUAACUGCCCAUAGACAUACUGGGUCAGUUAUUUAAACGGAGUCUAGCCCGUGUGUAACAAAAACAGUGCCCUAAGCCAUUGCCAGUUUGCCCAACGCUUUUAUCUAAACACCAUUUAUCGUUAACAAUUUCCAAAAAGCAGUUAUAGCGUAGACUGGAAAAGAACUUAUUUUCUUACAUUAACCCAUGUCUAAUUAUUUCUUAAACCGCGCGGCCUAAGUGGGAUUUCGUUUGAAUAACCGACCCAUUGAUUCUUUGUUUUUUCUUUGUCUCAGUAACUUCAGGAAAUGCAGCACCAAAUACAACAAGUGGUGAGUAAUUUAGUCCUCGGACUAAGAAUUGCAGCGCUUACAGGAACCCAUAGCUCCUGGCGCUCUGACCAAGGUAAAAAUGAGCGACAGUAAUAAAAAGGCGAACAUGAACACAUACGACAUUAUUUCGUCUACAAAACUUGUAACUAUAGAGUGUUUUCACAUGACGUCACGGCGGCCAUAUUGGUGUCCCAAAACAAUGAAACGGCGGCCAUGUUGGUGUCCCAAGCCAAUCCUGUGGGAGUUGAGCUCUUUUCUUAUGCAAACGCUUUCUUUUGUUCCAAUAAAUUUGCAUAGAUGCUGGCCACGUGAGUGAAAACGCUCUAUAGGAAGUUUCACUUUGUAGUCGUGCAAAACAAAGGCAACAAAAUGCACAAAAGUGUGCUAGUUGCACGUUCAAAGUUUUUGCUGUUGUUAUUCAGUGGUUAUUGUUGUUGUUGUUGUUUUUUUUUCUUGCGUAUUAGACCCUAUUUAUUAUAUUUUUUUGCCGUUUUCUUUGCCGUCGCCGCUUCGCAUUACAUGAUUUUAUUUAUUUGUUUAUUUAUUUACAAAACUAUAGGUAUGUUAACGAGAGCUUCGCUUUUUAGCCCUGGCUAAAUCUGCAUAUUAUUAAUACAUAAAUGGUAUGCACGACUUUAUCGAUUGUGUUUUGGUAAAAAUUUCGAAAAAAGACUAAAAUUUAAUUUUCAAAAUGAACUGUCUGACUGGCCAAAAGUCCAUUUUUGACUUCGCUAUGACCGCUGAAUUAAAGAAGUGAAGACACAUUUUUACAGCCUUAGUCUUAAUCUGAAGUAAUGUAUUCACAAAUUCCAAAGAGGAAAAGACCUGUUUAUUACUCUGUCUAUUGUGUAUAUUCAACUUUCAAACACUUACUUGCCAGAAUUUCUGAAUAUUUACUUUACGUCGAGGCUAACCCUGUAUGAAUGUGUCGUUAAUGUUUAUAUUCAGCGGUAAUUUUUAAUUCAAAACUGGACUAUUCUGACUUAUAGAAAGGCCACGUCCACACGUAUCCGGAUACUUUUGAAACCGCUACUUUUUUAUAUAGGAAUCAGCCCUCUGUCCACACGAAACCAGUGAAUCCGCAUCCAGUCGAACUUCCAUGAGCGACCACUUCUCGUAAGCCAUCUCUUAGCCAAAACACCAAAACUUUCCCAGUCAAAGCCUUACAGUUGGAACCUCUACUAAACGACCACCUCCUGUAAGCGACCUCGACCGCGACCACUUUUUGGGCCUGAAAGUUGAUGAUUUUUUUAAUGUUUUUAACCUCUUGUAAGCGACCACUUGACGCAUUCUCUGAUCUCUCAGUUCGCUAUGUGGACUGUGCUUCAUAGAAUAUACCAAGAACUUAUUAGUAACGGCGUGGACCUAUACACGGCAUGGCUUAACUCAAAAAUUGUAUGCAAUAAUUAUUUUUCGUAAAGCAGAUGUGCCAGGACGUCUUUUUGGAAGAGGCGCCCUGUGGCUUGUAAGCGACCGCCUCCACUAAGCGACCACUAAGACUUUGGGUGACAUUUUGGGUGGUCGCUUACGGGAGAUUCGACUGUAUUUUUUGAAACUGUCUUACACACGGGUUUCUUUUGGAUUCGACGGGUUUGGUGAAUUCGUGUGUGGAAGACUGAAACCGGAACUUUUUGACGUCAACUAUGUCAUGAACUCGGGUCCAGUCUUAAAUGAAAACUUUCAAGUUCAAAAUGGUAGACAACCAUAUUUCUGUUUACAGCUCUCGCUCAUAUUGCCAGUCUUAUUGCAUGCGUUAAAAUCAAUUUUGCUAUUUUGACGACACCAGUUAGCCAUUUCAAACUUCAACACUUAAUUCAUACAGAUUGUGAAAUCCUUCAGUUCGAGACGAAGUCGUGUAAAACGCCUUCGUUCUGAACCUCGUUGAAAGAAGAUUUUAGGUUCGCCCAGGAUAAACAAUGCAAGUGCCUGGCGCCGACGGUACAGGCAGGCCUGGCCAUUAUGCUCGAUAGUGGUCCAUAUAGCUACAACAAUACUCAAAAAUGGGGCGAAAUCACAUCGCGGGCUCGGUUUGCGCAUGCCUACUAGCCAGUAAUUAGCAAAGUAAAUCGCCUUAGCGUAUUCGUGUGAGUGGGCGAAUCUAAACCAGAUACACCACACCAAAUUCCUCUUGAUGCAAAUAUAAAGUAUGCGGUUUUAGCGCCAGUAUUGGUAUUCGUGUUAGCCUCCCACGCAGACGUUCUUAGGGGUUCGUCACGCGUUCCUGCCCCACAAACGUCUGCUGACUUGAGCGGAAAAAACCUAGACCAAUCACAGCAGACUUCCAGAUCUGGGAAGUGCACUUUGGACCUUGAGUAAUUUCGCCCUUGACUUUUAUAUAGCUCCAGAAAAGAUCAGAAAGGUCCCAUGAAAGGUGAAGACCUUACAGUUUUAGAACAAACUACUCAGUUAACUCACAAGCGUUCGCACUAAUGGCUACUAUAAGAAUCUCGUUGAAAAUUACCUCGGAGGUUAAAUUUGCUGAACGGAAGUCGCCUUUACUACAAAACAAUAUAGUGUGAAAAAAAAAUAUUCCUUUUGUUCAGUCUUACAAGGUAACACCGCCGUUGCAUCACCCAAAGAACAACUUUAGGAGAAAAUGACAUCUAACUCAGCCUUUACAGACUUUACAGAGGAAAAUAUACAAAAGCCAACGCUUAUCUCCAAUGUUCUCGUCAGGAGCAAAAAUCUUUGGUCACGUAUCACACUCUACAGAGCUUGUACGUAUGUGUUUGGCUUGUCAACACUGACUUAAACAGCGCCGAUUGGAUCUCCGAUAAUCUGCACGUGAUCUCCAGCCGAUAUUUGCGAACAAUGGGAGAGGAAUUUAUCUUUCAGUUCAGCAGACGUUCGUGGGGCAGGAACGCGUGUCGAACCCCUAAGAACGUCUACCUUGAUCGAGGCUAGAUUCGUGUGGACGUGGCCCAGGCAACCUUCCAUGUCGAUUCCAUGACACUGCAACUAACAACUGAAAAAGGAUAUCAGUUGUAUUCUUUACAGGGCUUCUGAUAGGUCGCGGAAGAAAAAGUCAAAUUUCGAGGGAUUUCUUGGGACAAAUUAGCGGAAAAACCGGCCGAUGUCGCGGGAAUUUCCGGGGCAAACUUCACCGAAAGCAAUCGGUAAAAACAGCCGACUUUGUGGUUAUUUUCAAGACAAAUUUCGCUAGAAAUCGAUCGGUUUUGCACUAAUCAGACUACCGUUUCUAACGUUUUUCUAACAGGGGUCAUCAUUUGCUCUUUCAACGACAAUACGCUCCAGAAAUGAACCAAUGGCAAAGCCUUUAACAUCAUGGCUAUUGCCCAGUUUUUUGCAACAUACUCUACGCGUGGUAGUUUCGGGACGUUGUUUGCACGUUUCAGUCACGAAGUUCUGAGAUAAAUUUGCAAGUUUACGGCAAUUAAAUAGCCCCAAUAGCUGAAAUAAGUUUCAAAUAAGUUGCACAGACAUGUAUUUGAUAAGAUUUCUACCAAAUUUCGCGGCAUUUUUCGCGUUUUUGUGAAUUUCGCGGGAUUUUGCGGAUUUACCAGAAUUUCGCGGCUCCGCGACCGCGCGAAAUAUCAGAAGCCCUGUCUUUAACCUUGCAGGAACAGUACCAUAGAAUAAAUCCAAGUACAAAAGAAUUUUAAAUUGAUUAAUUUUUGUGGUUUUUAUGGAGUGAAAUUAAUGUUUUCCGACACGGCUCUAAUCGUCAGGUCUCUUAAGGUCAGGAUCGUUACAGAGUUGACAAAAUCACCAAAUUUUGCACAGUGAUAGCUUAUUGCAGUACCAUGAAUAUUAGAGGGGGUGCCCAAAGCAAAUAUGCCACUGAAGCGUACUAAACAGGAUUUAAUUAUUGUAAAUUUCACCUGCUGGGGUCCCUGUUGUGUUUUGAUUGAAAAUUGUUAUUUAAUACCUUAAAUCACUCAGAAUGCUCUUCUCAAAACAACAAUUUCACUCGAACAUCUGGCAUUCCCAUCCAUUAUUAGCUUAUUGAUUUUAUAAUUAAGUUGAUUAUUACUGUGCCUUUAAGGUAAGUCCAAAGUCCGCCGACAUUUUCAUAAGUCAUUUCUAAAAUGGCCUCGUCUUUGCUUCAUAACUUGCAUACUUGUAACUUGUACUCAGCUUCUGGGUUUCUCUUCUCCUUUUCGAAUGUAUUUCAAUUAUAGGAAGCUUUAUUGUGUAGCUUAAGCUUUAUUUAUCAAGUAUUAUUUGUCAUUACAUGUCACUUUAAGCUAAAGAAAGCUUAUGGCUUAGCGAUUCACACACAAAAUUUCAGAAAAAAGAAAUUGUCAAAGAGUCUGUUGUAUCACAUAUUAUCAGGGAUUUAUGACAGCUGCUCAUGAACACCAAAUAACGAAAUGACAGAACCCAAAGUAAUUCUUUCUUAAGGGGCUAAUUAAUUUUUCAGCUUAACAUAGGCCUGGACGCCUUACAAUCUCUCUUUAUCUGCUGGACGCACGUGCAUGUUUUGACAGAGAAGCAAGCAUCGUGGAACAAGUCAUAUCAUUUACAAUUCCCGCAGUUUGUCUAACCUUUACAAAGCAAAAACAAACAAAAAAGAAUCUGGUCUCAUAAACGAAAAAUAGAAACAAGUUAGCCGAAGCUUCAAGAAACAGCACAUUUUAUUAUGAAGCCUCUACAUUUGGCACUGAAGCACUAAUGUCCAAAAAUAAUAACAGCUUAUCAAGUCGUAAAAGUGAGACUCAGGUGGUAGAAGAUUGACUAAAAUGAAAAAUGGUGAAUGGUUUAACUAAUGAAACUGUAGAAAUGGGGCCGGGUUAACUUUUAGCGCCUGUUUACAUGGAGGAGGGGGACCCCAGGUAGGCAUGGUAACCCACUUAGGUGGGGUAACCCGCCUGUCCAUUUAAUCUCUCAUUCUAAUUUGAUCACGUUCACAUAAUAGGUGGGGUGACCCUUCAAGGUGGGUAGCCUUGUCUGCCUCACCAGGUAACCCUCUCAGCUGAGGUCAAAUUUUGCAAUGUCAACGUUUCAAGGUGAGAUAACCCAGGCUAUUCGGAGUCGGAGUCCUGAUACAUCAAAUUCGCGCAAAAUUCACUUUGGCGCCCGGUGACUUCACGUAAUUAUUGAAGGUAACAAUAGAAAGCCACAACACUGAAGGUUCCAGCAAGAGCAGCAAGUGAGCGUAUACGUGGUUUGCCAGCAUUUUUCUUGUUUACAUGCUCAGGGACCAUUCAAUAACCUUGAGGAAGUGCACCCCAGGAUGGCGGGGUUGUAAGAUUGCAUGUGAAGGAGGGUUAUUUUUUACCCCACCUAAGCAGGUUACCUCACCUACCUGGGGUCCCCCACCUUUAUGUUAACAGGCCCUAAGUCUCAGGAACCGUGGAACUGGUAAUAAACGGUAUACCUAACCCGGGACUAGCUGUGAUACUGCUUCUAUCGUCAAAAACGUCAGCAUAGCAGCCAAAGGAGCCAUUAUAUCGGUGUAACACGAAUAUAAGAUUGCGUGGUUUCAUGCGUCUCGUUUUGUGACUUUUUUUGUCUUCAUUUUUAUCACCAUCCCUAAAUUUCAAUCAUGUUCAAAACACCCUACACCCUUACUAAUAAAAUAUUUCGUAAAGCUGUUUAGAAUGAUAUUCAGCAAUAAAAACAAGGUGUGACCAGGAGUCGAUUUCUAGGCUCCUGGUGUGAAUGCAAAGUUUUGCGGUAUGUAAUCUGUCAGAAAUCUGUUUGAGUGGUCAAAGUUGGGGCUGAUGUUUUUUUACCAUGACCACUCUAUUAUUAUAAGGGACCAGGCCAUAAUUAUUGUUGACCCUUGCUUUUUUUGGUAUUUUCUGUAAUUUUCCCCAGCAUUAUUUGGGGAAAGGUGGUAACUGAAUUGCUCUUGAGGAAUUCAUGAUCGUAAGAUUUCGUAACCACGGGGUAUUCCCCUAAUUGCAUUAAAAAAAUAAUACAUUCAUUUUCAUAAAUGAUGCAUCAUUGGUUGGCUAAAAGAGGCCUUGUUCCUGUAACUUUCAGCUCUUCUGAAGUUAGUUUGUUUGUAAAUUGUAACGAACACGACGACCUUCCUUUUUUUGGAAGAUGGUAUAAACCUACCAUUAACACUCUGGUGCGAGGGCUCUGAAGUGAAUGAGCUCCUUACAGGUGUCUAGGCAAGCAGGGACCUCAUACACUUCUUUUUAAAUGUAAAUGUGUAAAAAAUAAAGAGUUUUAAAAAUUCCUGGAGAGGCAUGUUUUACAUCCUCGUCCCCAGGGCUUAAUAAAAAGGUAGAAAAAGAUAAAGCGACCAUAUUUUACGUCAAUAACUCAUGAAGGUAAUAAUAACUGAUAAACCAGGUGGACGGUGCGCUCCUUUUACCCCCCUCCCUCCAUUAACGCUCCGUUUUAAGGGUACCGUAUUUAUUCGAUUAACCGCCCUGGGCGCUUAUUAAAUUUUUGGACCUUGAGAGUGGGCGCUUAUUAAAUUUUCACCAUUUUCAGCAAGUGAAGUAUGUUUAUUUUGCAACAAAACAAUAAAUGCUAAUAACAAAACGCGAAUGAGUAACAAAACAAGGUUUCUGUAAAAUACUCUCAAGAAAACUCCGUCCUCGGGAAAGUCUCUUAUUAGAAUUUAUUCACUCAAGUGGUCGGGGUGGGGGUGAGCGCUUAUCUGAGUUUGAUUGGGAGGAGGAGGGGGUGGGCGCUUAUUCGAGGCUGGGCGCUUAUUAAAUUUUUCUGCCAUUAGGAUGGGCGCUUAUUCGAGGUGGGCGCUAAUUCGAGGUUGGGCGCUUAUUCGAAAUUAUACGGUAUUUAAAGCUAGUCAAAGCUACACAGAAAGGAGAGAAGCUGAAAUAAGGAUGUGUUGACACCGGGGAUCGAACUCGGGACCUCGUGCACCGAAGGCUGCGCACUAGCCAACUGUGCGACCCUUUCUCCUCCUUUUCCCCCUGAGGACGAGGUUGACAUGUUUUAAUGACAGGGUUACCAACGAAGCAAAUUAUAAUCUAAUCUUAGCUACACAAUUACAAAGUGGGCGCGUUAUCAGUUACGGUUCAUGAGGUCGUUCAUGUGGCAUGUCAAAAUUUAACGAUUCUGUCGUUUAGGAUAUGAUACAUUUGGCUUUUAUGUUAUUGUAUGACAUCUUUGAAGGCUGGCUUUGUGAUCUGUUUAAAUUGAUAUGUAAUGAUAUUAUCACUGGCAAGUCUUAGCAGUGACACUGAUAGCCACACAGUGAACAUGGCCAAAUUUACCGUGUGGAGACUGGGCACUAGUCAGUGUUAUGCACAUGUAAAACUAUUUUGAAUAGUGUAUCAACAACUAAAAAUUACCAAAUUAAUACUUAAAAAUUUGAAACAAAUGUUUUUUUAGCCAAAUCAAACAAGAAGAGUACACACCACAGGGCACCCAAUCUGCUAUUAUAGGUGAAAGUUAACCCCCCCUUUUAUCUGUAAUUAGGACCAUUUGUAACGGACACCCCCUCCAGUAUUAAUCGGCAGGUGCUGAGGAAGCUCUGUGCCAAAUUUGACACUUUUGUCACGUCUGUAACGAUCCGGCCUAUAUUUUGCACUAAGAGACCUGACUAUAAUACCCCAGUCAAUUAUCUAUCCACAAGAUAGCUAGCAUGUUGCUUUAAAGAAGGAAAGAAAGAAAGUUCUCUAUCAGUUUCAAAGGUCCUAAAUUCUUUCACUCUCUUAGUUUUAAAAUUCGCAAUUAACUAUGUUGCGAUUAGCUUUUUAAAUGUUUUGAAUUUUUAUUUUUAUUUUUGUACAUCAUUAUGGCAAAACAAUAAACUGAACUAAAACUGAACUUCUUAAAAGCUGCUUUUUUUGAAGACUUACAGUUUUGUACACUUUAAGGCUGAAAUAAAGCUUUCCUUUGUGACAGCUAAAUUAAAAGAUACUCAGUCUUUUCAUUAACACUAUUUCAAAUGUUGAAGCCAUUUUUUUUUUUUCAGAACCGUCUUCAUGUAUCAACACCCAUCCUUCAUGCAACGAUUACGCCGAUUAUUGUGAAGAUGCAAACCUUGGAAGUGCAAUGAGAAACAAUUGCCCUGUGACCUGCGGAAUAUGUGGUAUUUUUUUAUGGAAAUUGAUAUCCUUAUCACGUUACCAAAGUUCACUAGAUAACUUCUAUUUUAAUUCGUAAUCAUUAUCAUUGUCAUUAUCAUUAGCGUUAUCAUUAUCAUUAGCACUAUUUUCACUGUUAGAAUACCCAAGGAUUCUGCCUGCGCGCAAUGCUGGUAUACUAGUGGCCUCCUAGGACAUUGCAGAUUUUUUGUGAUUUCAGUAUCUUUUGCCGAGUAACGUCGUUCUUUGGCCGGGUUAUAUUUUUCGAGUGAGUUUCUUGUGGCGUCGCCGAACCCACAGAAAUUUUACUUGGCCGUUCCUCUAGAAACUAACCCCGGAGCUUCGGCCAACCUUGUACUUGAACAAGCGAGGCCUUAAGCAACAGCCCCAAGCAGAUUUAGGCUCAUUCAUCCGGAUUGGUUUCUUUUUCUUCUCAGGUUAUAUUCCGCGUUUGUAUGUUAUUCAGUUAUUACCUCUGUUUUCCGGUAAUGCUUGCUUUGUCUACCUUUUUGGUGGCGUGCACGACCUGAAAAUGAUUUUGGUGGUGUGUUAGACCUGAGAAAGAUUUUUGUCGUGUGCUCCACCUGAGAAAGAUAGAUGUCGUGUGUUCGACACGAAAAUGUUUGGGUUGUAUGUUGACCGCCACAGAAAGACUGAUUCUGGCCGUACGUUCGAUUUGAAAGAGAUUUGGUCUUGUUUCCAACCUUAGACAGAUUUUGGCAAUGUGCACGACCUGAGGAAGAUUUUUAUUAGAGUAUUCGACCUUGUAAAGGCCUUUUGUCGUCUGUUCGGUCUUAGAAAGAGUCUGGUCGUGUAUAUUUUCGACCUUGGAAAGAGUUCGGUUGUAUGUCACAUCUUUUGUUGCUAUAUUUUUUGUUGGGCUUUUUUUCCCUUCCCGCCCCUGCCGUGACCAGAAGGGAAAUAAACACUACUCCCUAUAACCCGUCUUAGGAUGGGUUCCUGGUCCGGUUGGGCUAGCGGGUGUUACCCUUCCUUUUUUAACAUGUUUUCCUUUUCGUUGUUUUGUUUUGUUGUUGUUGUUUACGUAUGUGAGGUAGGCCUACCCUUAGCAGGUUACCGAAUUUACUCGAAUAAGCGCCUCACAUGGAGUGGGAAAGUUAAUAAGCACCGCACCAGAGACACGAAUAUUAAACUAAGCGCCGCAUCGCUUAUUCGAGUAAAUACGGUAGUUAUUUCCCGCCUUUCUUUCCUUUUCCUGUACAAGGGCGCACCGUCAGUUCCUUUGCUAUGAGCAAAUUGAAUAGGCUCGGGUUGCGAAGUUGUUGGUGUGAUUGGGAGGGUAAUCUCCUUAGCUGGACCGGACCUCUUUCCUUCUUACCUUUUAGCUUGUUGUUCUAGUGUUGUGAAGAGGAAUGGAUUCCUUUUUUUCUGAGUUCUGGAGAGAGUAUCAUUAAAGUGCCGGUUUAACAUUGCAACUUUUCUGGCAUUAUAUUAUUAUAUUGAAAUGCAAUAAACCUAAUAAGUGCUCUUAAAUAAGCACAGUAGCCAUCAAUGUUUAAACUGGACUAGUUAGUACUAACACUGGCAAGAACAGGUGGUAAAAUUGUGGCACAAGUCAACUAUCUAUUUCUCCAUCAGAUCGUCAUGGCGCCAACUAAAGGCUGGUUCAGUUCACUUGCGACGGAGUAGGAGUCGGAGUCUUAACCAGAAGCGCAAGACUUUACGAUCUAGUGAAAACAGCGUUCUGAUUCCGCUUACGACUCCGUCCCUUAAGAUCAAGUAAAAACUAGGUUGUCGGAAUCGCAAUCAGAAGCGGAAGGACUAAACCAAUCACAAAGCGUGGAAACGUGUAUUGUGAUUGGUUUACCCUUCUGCUUCUGCUUCUGACUCCGACCAUCUGGUUUUCACUAGAUCGUAAGUGAUGGAGUCAUAAGCGGAAUCGGAAGAAAAUGGAAACGUUCUGAUUCUUCCGACUCCGAUGCCAUCGCGCUAAUGACUCCGCUUACGACUCCGAUUUUUGACUCCGCUAACACUCUGCUUACGAUUCCGACUCGGACUCCGUCGCUAGUGAAAACCAGCCUUAAGACCGAUAUUCAAGGGUUUUUCUUUCCUUUU
Messenger RNA from Porites evermanni, 28071 nucleotides. The record is from the annotation of a GenBank genome assembly. NCBI's taxonomy places the organism in Eukaryota, Metazoa, Cnidaria, Anthozoa, Scleractinia, Poritidae.